This is a messenger RNA of Cornus florida, 2077 nucleotides long. RefSeq names its product protein WHAT'S THIS FACTOR 1 homolog, chloroplastic. The coding region runs from base 146 to 1732 and encodes 528 amino acids. Gene Ontology annotation, molecular function: RNA binding. NCBI's taxonomy places the organism in Eukaryota, Viridiplantae, Streptophyta, Magnoliopsida, Cornales, Cornaceae. The transcript has 2 exons. The record is from RefSeq and is a predicted model, not a curated record.
GAAAGAAAUCACAGAAAUAUCUUCAGAAAGGGGUUUUUUUCAGAUAAACCCUAUUUCACCUUGAGCUUCCACAACCCUCUCCAUCUCCAUAUUCAUCUUCCGACCCUCAGUCUGGAUAAUAUCAGAUAAUCCUACAAAGAAACUGAUGAUGGAACCCAAUUUCUUGUUUUCUUCCCCAAGGACUUUGCCAUACACUACCUCUUUGCCCUCCUUCUUCUCUUACAGAACUUCUUUGCUUCAAAAACCAAAUUCUUUUGUAAAAACACAUCUCUCAAUCUCUUCAACACAAUCAGAAAAGACACCAUUUCUGGGAAAAAGUUUGGUUUUAAAGGAGAAAAAAGCUGAUUCGAGUAACCUAAGAAAAACCCAUGUUCCAUUUGGUCCAAUCAGAGCGAUUGUUAAGAGAAGGAAAGAGCUUCCCUUUGAUAAUGUAAUCCAAAGGGACAAGAAGCUCAAGUUGGUUAUGAAAAUUCGGAAGAUUCUAGCGAGCCAACCCAAUCGAACAAUGGCGCUUCGCGAGUUGGGUAAAUUUAGAAGAGAAUUGGGUCUCGAUAAGAAGAGGCGAUUUAUUGCUUUGUUGAGAAAAUUUCCAGCAAUAUUUGAGAUAGUGGAAGAAGGGGCUUAUUCGCUUCAGUUCAAAUUGACACCUGAGGCGGAGAGGCUUUACUUGGAGGAGCUGAAGAUUAGGAAUGAGAUGGAGGACUUGCUGGUUGUCAAAUUGAGAAAAUUAUUGAUGAUGUCUAUAGAUAAGCGAAUUCUUCUGGAGAAGAUUGCCCAUCUGAAGACUGAUCUCGGGCUUCCUUUAGAAUUUCGUGACACAAUUUGUCACCGAUACCCACAGUAUUUUAAGGUUGUUGCAACUGGACGAGGCCCUGCACUAGAACUAACUCACUGGGAUCCUGAACUUGCUGUUUCGGCUGCUGAGCUUGCGGAGGAAGAAAAUCGAGUUAGAGAGCUGGAAGAGAAAGAUCUAAUUAUAGAUAGACCACUGAAGUUCAACAGAGUGAAGCUGCCAAAGGGUCUUAAUCUUUCGAAAGGUGAGAUAAGAAGGAUUUCUCAGUUUAGAGACAUGCCUUAUAUCUCACCUUAUUCUGAUUUCUCUGCAUUGAGGUCUGGUACACUGGAAAAAGAAAAGCAUGCUUGUGGGGUUGUUCAUGAAAUCCUGAGCCUCACUGUUGAGAAGAGAACUCUUGUGGAUCACUUCACUCAUUUCCGAGAAGAGUUUAGAUUCUCUCAGCAGCUAAGGGGAAUGUUGAUAAGGCAUCCAGAUAUGUUCUAUGUCUCCCUAAAAGGGGAUAGGGAUUCAGUUUUCCUCAGGGAAGCAUAUCGCGAUUCUCAAUUGGUGGAAAAGGACCGGUUGUUGCUCAUCAAGGAGAAGCUUCGGUCGCUUGUUGCUGUUCCGCGAUUUCCAAGGAGGGGAGUUCCAAGAACUGAUACUGAUGGUACAGAGGGAACUGAUGGGCCAGAAGAAGGAAGUGGGAAGGAGGAUGGAGAAGAAUGGUCUGAUGUUGAUAAUAUGAAUGAUGAAUUUGAUGAUGGUGAGGAUGAUUAUGAAGACGAUGAGGAUGACUGGAGUGACGAUGAUGAUAUGCCCCCAGACUUCGAAGAAGAUGGUGGAAAUGUGAAUGCUGAACUGAGCAAACCAACUAAACAGGUAGAUAAGUUGACAAAGAAUGAAGAGAAGGAGCUUGUUCCCGCGUUUCCAGAUGGUCGGCCAAGAGAACGCUGGUAAAUGUAGUAGAAAUUGACAUAUAUUUUAAAGGCUCCGAUCUGGGAAUAUUCAUCCAAAGGUCUCUAAAGUUUUUCCCUUGGACCUAGUUUUAAGAUAUCUUCCCUCAUUCUAGGAGGAGAAGAAUUUACUCCUGUGGUGGUUCUGUGGCUCUUUGCAAAUGUAACUCCUGGAUCACCUUCCCCACUUUUGAGGUCCAAGAAAGUGCUAGAGAAAAGAGUUUUACAGUUUUCAAUUAUUUUCUUCUCUUUUUUCUGUGUAACAUAAUUGUUCGCACUUGCAUAUUUAUGAGAGCACUAAACAUUUAACUUUUGUACCUGCUAAAUCUACUAGGUUUGCUUUUUACAA